UGCUGGCACGCCUCCCAUUUACACACGAACCGCGGCUCAGAGAAAUACACCUUUCCUAGAAGCCGCACACCUAAGAAGAUUCCAUUCUCCGAUUGGAACUCUGACCUAUUUAACUCCAAAAACUAGUCAUAUCUGGGAGAGUUUUGCAUUAACUGCUCAGAGAAAACAAGACCGUCUGUCUGCAAAACCCAAGCCUAGGAGAGGGGUUUGGAUGUUGUAUAAGGCAAUUUUCAGACACUCCCUACAGUGGCGUUAGCGACAGCGGGACCUGUCCUUCAGCCUCGGACUACUGGCGGGUUCUUGCCUGGUGUUAGCCAAGUGCUAGUGGAGACACAGUUGUGGUGAGACUCUAAUCUGCAGUGACUCCAACCUUGCCGGGGAAGUCAUGUCGGAGCAGCAGCGGCAGGGCGCCGAGCGCGACCUCUACCGGGACACGUGGGUGCGCUACCUGGGCUACGCCAAUGAGGUGGGGGAGGCUUUCCGCUCUCUGGUUCCUGCAGCUGUGGUGUGGUUGAGCUAUGGAGUGUCCAGCUCCUAUGUCCUGGCCGAUGCCAUAGACAAAGGCAAGAAGGCAGGAGAGGUGCCAAGCCCUGAAGCAGGCCGCAACACCAGAAUGGCCCUGGCUGUGGUCGACACCUUUGUGUGGCAGUCUCUGGCCUCUGUGGCUAUCCCAGGCUUCACCAUCAACCGUCUGUGUGCUGCCUCUCUCUAUGUCUUGGGUACUAUGACCCACUGGCCCCCGACUGUCCGCAAAUGGACCACCACCACACUUGGACUGCUGGCCAUCCCCGUCAUAAUCCACCCCAUCGACAGGUCAGUGGACUUCCUCCUGGACUCUAGCCUGCGCAAGCUGUACCCGUCAGUGGAGAAGCCCAGCACCCCCUGACCCUGCCCUGUGCCUUGCCUGGGGUCGGCCCACUCACAUCAAAGAAUGUGGAUACGUGGCUGUUUGGGGUCCAUGGCACUGCCAUCUGGGUGGGUUCACAUUGAUGGGAGCUUAGAGAUGAAGGCCCUGAGGAGUAGUGGCAGUGAGUUCCGAGGUGGGACCCAAUCCUGUCUGCAUCAGUGGCCACGGUUGUGCUGAGUGGGAACGAACCCUGGCUGGGCUUGUCUUUUGAAAUCUUUUUUUUAAAAGUAUUUAUUUUAUAUGUAUAAGUGUUUUACUUGCAUGUCUGUAUGUAUGUGCAGAACCCUUAGAGGUUAAAAGAGGUGAUUAGACCCCUCUGGAACUGGAGUUAGGGAUGGUUGUGAAUCACCAUGUGGGUGCCGAGAACUGAAUCUGGUUCUUCUGCAAGAGCAGCAAGUGCUCUAUUCACUAAAGCACCUCUCAGCCCCAGGCCCUGCUGAUGGGGAGUUAUGUCCUCCUAUGGGAGAGAAGAGUACUAAGGCCAUUAUAUCCUCCCAUGGGAGAGAAGAGUACUAAGGCUCUUAUGUCCUCCCACGGGAGAGAAGAGUACUAAGGCCCAGAGAGGGCGGGGAAUACUCCUGAGAUCAUGGGACAAGUGAGAGCCAGUCUUCUGGCUAUUCUAAGUCACUUUGUGGUAGUGUGGCUGAGUGACUUAGGGAAAGAUACAGAGGUACAGCAUUUGGGACACUCAGGGCAGAGUCUCUGGCCAGCCUGUUCCUGAUGCAGGAGCUUCUGGGCCUGGUUGAGAGGCAGGACAAUCACAACCCAAGUGCUAACCUAAUAAAACUUUCAAAAAUGGCA
Mus caroli (Ryukyu mouse) is the source of this 1708-nucleotide messenger RNA. RefSeq names its product mitochondrial fission process 1 (gene Mtfp1). Gene Ontology annotation, cellular component: mitochondrion. Lineage: Eukaryota; Metazoa; Chordata; Mammalia; Rodentia; Muridae. The record is from RefSeq and is a predicted model, not a curated record. Gene Ontology annotation, biological process: mitochondrial fission.